Messenger RNA from Drepanopeziza brunnea f. sp. 'multigermtubi' MB_m1, 807 nucleotides. RefSeq lists its product as uncharacterized. The record is from RefSeq and is a predicted model, not a curated record. NCBI's taxonomy places the organism in Eukaryota, Fungi, Ascomycota, Leotiomycetes, Helotiales, Drepanopezizaceae.
AUGGUCGGCCCUGGAAAAGCCCGCAAGCUUGCAAACGCAAAAGCGAAUUUUGCCGCCUCCUUGGCUCAGCUCCAGCCAUUGCCCCCUCCUCCUCCUCCUCCUCCUCCUCCUCCGCCCUCGUCCAACUUCUUGCCUGCCUCGUCCUUCGGCAGUAGCACCACCAGCACCGCCAGCGCCGCCAGCACCGCCAGCACCACCAGCACCUUCGGCUCCUCGGCGUCGUCGGCGCCAUCUCUCGGCGGCUCGUCCGUGUUCUCCGCGUCCUCGGUGUUCUCGUUGGCACCAACCUCCUACGCCGCCGUGGUUGGUAUGGGGGAUCCCAUGGAUCUCACCGCCGACUACGAGUGGUUUGGCGAGGUUGGUAGCCAAGAAGCCGCAUACCACUACCAAUCGAGCAUCUUCCCAGCUCUCUUGGCCGCCGGCAUCGCGCCCGACCCCCCCAUGUGGGCUCUCUGGGCCACGACCCCGGACUUCGCCGGGAGCUUCUUCCUCGCCUGGGUGAUGGAGAGACUGAUCCCCUCUUCACGCCAGCUCGCUCUGGACCUCGCCUUCGCCGCUGCCGCGACCGGCAUCUCGCCGCUUCUCCUCUUCUGCCACCACCGGGAGAUGCUCGAGCAGCAGCAGCAGCAGCAGCAGCAACAACAGCAGCAGCAGCAGCAACAACAACAAGCAGUCGCGGCCUCGGCCCAGUCGUUCUUCGACUUGGCGCGCGCCGCCGUCCCUGCCUCUGCGCCUGCCUUUGCGCCUGCUCCUGCUCCGGGUCCGGUCUCGGUUCUCGACGACUCUGCCGGAAAGAGGAAGAGAUAG